Aspergillus thermomutatus is the source of this 2913-nucleotide messenger RNA. RefSeq lists its product as uncharacterized. Gene Ontology annotation, cellular component: cytoplasm. Gene Ontology annotation, molecular function: protein binding. Bases 1 to 2913 code for a protein of 970 amino acids. NCBI's taxonomy places the organism in Eukaryota, Fungi, Ascomycota, Eurotiomycetes, Eurotiales, Aspergillaceae. The transcript has 4 exons. Gene Ontology annotation, biological process: positive regulation of TORC1 signaling. The record is from RefSeq and is a predicted model, not a curated record.
AUGGAGACAGCCAUUCGCUGGGCCCCGUCCACCACCACCGCGGAGCAGCGCUUUCUCUCCGUAGACGUGACGGGGAAAGCCUUCCGACUCUGCAGGGUCACUGCAUUCGACGGCAAGAAUCUGGAACAUGAAGUGCUGUCGACGCACACCAAGGUGCCCGCGUUUCGCGCCUUCGAUUGGUCUGCCGUGGACGAGUCCCUGGUUGCUGUGGGCCAAUCCUCUGGUGACGCGACUGUCUUGCGCAUGAGCAGCGAGAAUGCGGAGUCGAUUUCAUUCCCCAUUCGCCAUCAGCGUUAUUGUAAUGCUGUCUCGUUCAGUAUGCAUGGCCUGCUGGCUGCUGGGCUGGAUCGGGUCCGCAACGACUUUUGUUUGAAUAUUUGGGAUGUCAAUCAGCGUAUAAUGAACAAAGGUCCCAAGGGAUACGUCGAGCCUCUUAGAAAAUUGGCUAGCUCGGAACCGAUCACGAGUGUUAAGUUCUUCAGAGACAAUCCCGACAUGCUUGUCACCGGGGUGAAGGGCCAAUAUGUGAGAAUAUAUGAUCUUCGAGACGGUCCUGGCAAUCCGUCUCUACAAUUUCCCACGCGAUGCGUCCACAAUCUCGCGAUCGACCCGCUUGAUGAAAACUAUGUCGCAUCCUGUCAUCUAACGAACGACCCUACUAUCUGCAUCUGGGACCGAAGGGCCAGCUCCCGGUUUAAUGUCACCAUGGGUGCUGCGAAUAUGCUGGAGUCUGGACAUCCGGGCCCAGCCCUUGAAUUCAAGAAUGUCUUCGGUCCUAAAACAUCUCUCUGGAGUCUGCGGUUUUCGAAGACAAAACGAGGCUGUCUGGGUGCGCUUUCGAACACUGGCUGCUUCAAAACUUUUGAUAUCGCCAAAGAGUACUUGUCGGAAGAGUACCGCUCGUCCAUGGAGGAGACCCUCGGGCAAGGGUCCUUCCACAACUACCCAGAACAGAUCUAUACGAAAUCCAUCCGCGAAGUCCUCAGCCCAUUCAAUCAUCCCACCCGAGGCUGCAAGGAGUCAGACAGAGUUGUGGCGUUCGACUUUCUGAACAUGAGUACUUCCAACGAGCCUACUGCUAUAACGUUAGCUGGAAAUGGUCAAGUCAGCCUGGUUACGGUACAACCUCAAUCUCCGCCUGUGCGGCUAUCCUCUCAGGGUGUUCUGAUCCGUGGUAGCUCUGAUAAUCGUCUCGAUUUCACUGAGUUACGGCCCGCAUUUGGGGGUCAGACGAAGGUUUCAGAAGUAAUUGAGAACAUUCGCAAGGCGAAUCUCUCAGCUCUAGAAGAGAGGAAGUUGUCGCACGGAGGCCGGGCUGCGCGAUCGGAUUCCCGCGUCAAAGAUCCUCUCUCCAGUCGUGAAUCCCGAGAACGGAAUUUGUCACUGGGAACUCUUGGUCAACCUCUUACCGCAGAGGAAGCACUGGCGUUAUUGACCGUAAACAGACUACGGUGCAAGGAAGGCUACUUAUUCGAUGAAACCCGGAACAAGCGAAUUUUAGCCGAUGACCCUCAACUUCAGGGCCUUUGGGAUUGGGUGGAACGCGCACGUUCAGACUCGUCUGGUCAGUCGAUGAUCAGAAAUGGCUUGGAUUUCAAUUACCUAGGGGUGUAUGACAUCUGGAACAAUGACCUAGGUCAAAGUCUUGACAGCCGGCAUAUCGGUCCAAGCAGCGCCGAGUCUCCAUCGAUCAGCGGAAGUAUUAUCGAGGUUGUGCGGGAGCAAUUAAAUUUGCCCGAAUCAAAAGGAUGUGAGACAGCUCAUCCAGAACAUCGCCGACUUUGUUUGCGUCUCUGUGGUGCGGCACAAUCUCAUCGCGAAUUGGAGGAACUUGUCAAAACGCUUUCUGCAGACAACCAGCAUACUAAAGCAGCUGCAUUGGCCGUCUUCCAGGACGAGCCCAAAUUGGCGUAUCUGGCGUUGCGCAGUCACACGCCCACCCAGGCGCAUAAGCUGCUCGCCAUGGCUAUCGCCGGGGCAGCCAAAGGCGAUACUGACUCAGAUUGGGAAGAGACAUGCGCGGAGAUUGCCAAGGAACUCACUGACCCCUACGCACGAGCUAUACUGGCGCUCGUAAGUAAAGGAGAUUGGAAGUCCGUUAUCCGCGAGUCUACGCUUCCUUUGAGAUACCGGAUCGAGGUAGCUCUACGUUGGCUUCCUGACGAGGAACUCUCCAGUUACUUGAAGGAAACCAUUGCUGAAGUCAUCCGUCAAGGUGACAUUGAAGGUAUAAUUCUCACGGGGCUUGGCCACUCUGCCUUGGACCUUUUCCAAUCAUAUAUCAACAAAUUCAAUGAUGUUCAGACGCCGGUUCUAGCCAUGAGCCACACAGUUCCGCGCUUCAUCAAGAAUGGUUCGGGCAGGGCUCGGUAUGAAGCAUGGCGUGAAACCUACCGCUGGCAGAUGAACUCAUGGAAACUCCAACUAGAGAGAGCGCGAUUCGAUGUCGGGUCUCGCAAGUUCGCCUUCACCUGGGACGGGCGCAGACUCAUCGAGCCGCCCCGACAACAAGUCAGCUUGACUUGUAACUACUGCACUCGACCCCUCACCCAACAUGAUGCGUCAUCCCAAAUUUCUCCUUCGGCUACAGGGGAAGUGGUGCAUCCAACCGCUGGCAAUCCCUUGGGUACAGCUGUUAUGUCAGGAAUGGUCUGCCCCAGGUGUGGACGGCCGAUGCCCCGCUGUGGAGUGUGCAUGCUCUGGCUGGGCUCCCCAGAUCCAAUGUCCAGGGCGUGUAUCGCCGCCGAUGCUGGUCAGGAGCAGCGCAAACCCACAGAGGCCGACGUCAUGCGCAGAUUCAUCGUCUUCUGUAUCAAUUGCAAUCAUGGGUUCCAUGCACAUCACGCCAGAGAAUGGUUCGCAAAGCAUAGGGUUUGCCCUGUCGCAGAAUGCAGCUGCAUUUGCGACCGGUGA